AUGGCAGACGAAGAACUAUCUAUAGGAGUGCGGAUCUUCGUUUCUUUUCUCAUAGCCUUUGGUAUUUGUGGUCUGGUUUUGUUGAUGAUAAAAGACAAUUCUGGCAAAAUCCCGGUGCCGAAAAUAGAGUUAGCUUCAAUGGAUUUCACGGUGCAAAAUAUUACAAUGACUCGUCUUAAUGCAAAAUGGGAUUUGUCGAUAAGGAUCCCUGAUGAUCUUCCUGGUAAGUAUAUAUGUCUUCAAGGAGACCUUGAAGCUUCCUUGCUUUACAAGAAUGUCACUCUUGCUACCUCAUCCCCACAAAAAUACUACAAUCUCAAAUACUUCAAUCCUCAGCUUCUUAAGAUUUCAGCUAAUGUUUCCGAAGUAGAUAUUGGCGGUUUGAUUGGAAAAAAUAUUAUUAACGAUGUCAAAGAGAGGAAAGAAGUACACUUCGGAUCGCGAUUUUCUCUCACGGAUUGUAGAGAAAAAACGACAGGAGUUAUGAGUUAUGAGUGUGACGAAGCCACCUUGCGGUUCGAGCCAAGCUCUGAGAUGAAGGCGACAAUGUUUGGGGACCAUCCAAACUGCAUCAAUGUUUGACCAAAGUCCAUGUCAUCACCAUGCCAGUUCAUUGUUAUAUUUUGGCGUCAAUGUUAAUUUGACUCGGAGAGUGGGGAAACAUAAACGAGAGAAGUUGGGUCGUGUAGGUACAUAAUGGGCCGACAAUAACAAACGCUAAAACUAAAAUGUGUGAAAAUGCCAAUAUUUGGGCCCAAAAGAUAAGAAAACUGGAAAGGAAGUAAAAGUGUACGUAGGAUUAAUU
Arabidopsis thaliana (thale cress) is the source of this 805-nucleotide messenger RNA. Its product is annotated as transmembrane protein, putative (DUF1163). The coding region runs from base 1 to 582 and encodes 193 amino acids. Lineage: Eukaryota; Viridiplantae; Streptophyta; Magnoliopsida; Brassicales; Brassicaceae. The transcript is spliced from 2 exons. The record is from RefSeq and is marked reviewed.